AACUCACAGGAUCAUAUCCCUCCCGCCCUUGCUUCCCCCACUGGUCCUCUCCCUCCGAGGGAGCUCUUUUUCGCAUUUAGCUCAAUCAAUGGUUUUCACUCUUUUAUGAUAAGUCUGUCUUUGAUUUUUCCCAAAUGGACGGUUCCGCUCUCUCCGCCGCCGCCGUUAUGGCCACCGCCACCGCCACCGCCACUUUCGGUAUCAACCAGUCCAUUCUCAAAUUGUUCUCAUCCACAAGAAGAACGAAAACCCUCUCUUUCCCUCGAAGAUCUAGGCUUACUGUAUCUGCCUCCAAAGAGGAUCUUAAACUUGACAAGUGGGACCAGAUGGAGCUCAAGUUCGGCCGGUUGCUCGGCGAAGACCCCAAGCUCACCCUCGCUAAGAUAAGGGGUAGAAAAUUAAACCCAGAUGCAUCUUAUCUGGAAAUUGAGAAAUCAUAUUACAAGAAAAAGGGUAAAUUAGAAUAUAAUGAUGUAGAGGAGGUUCCAUUUGAUGUGUCUCCGGGAAGGCAGCCAUCGAGUUCAUUGAAUGGGCUGAACUUGGUCCGUCCUGUUCCUAAGAAAGGAAUCAAAUUCGAAUCUGGAGACAAGUCGGAUGCAGCAGGGAUGAAGAAGCCAAAUAAAUCAGUUGGAAAGGCACAAGAUAGUAGUAAAGCUGCUGUACCUAAUGUUGAGGCAGCACAUAGUAGAAAAGAUACUGUACCUAAUGUCAUCUUGCGAAAGCCAACAAUGUUUUAUGAGGAUAAUGUGGAGAUGGAGAAGCCUUCAAGAUGGAGGCUUGAACCAAAUUUGUCACUGAAAAUGGGACAGGAACCAGCAAAGGAGAAAUUCAGUGACAUCAUGUUGCUGAAGAAGCCAGAACCCAUAACUGUCAAGACAAGUCAUGAUAGCAAACAAGAUACCACAGGCGUUUCCGAACUCAAAGUUUCCAAUGACGUUGAAGGGAAUAUUUUACAUGGUGGACCUGCAUAUGCAGAAACAGCUGAUGUGAAAGAGUCCACGUCUGUUGAAUCCAGGGAUGGUUCAUUGCCACUGGAACUUGAGAUAGAGGAUGAUUCUUUGAUAGGAUUACAGCCACUUGAGCAGAGAGAUGCAGGGUCAGCUGCAGAGAAAACCGCUGCAAGUGAACUGACUGCAAUGGAAGUAGUUGAUUCUGCUGCCGAGUUCUCUGUAGAAGCAGCACUGCAGGGAAAACCCAUCAGAUUAGACCAAUCUGUUAAAGAGACAUCAAAUCCUAGUACAGUUGAGACAGUUCAUGUGAAUCCUGAACGCUAUAGUGAGGCAGUUGACAGCGAGAGUCUCCUUGCAAGUUCAACUUUGAAGGAACAUGAAGAUAAUGACUGGACAAGGGCAGAAGAUCUAGCUAAGAAUGGAGGGAAGGAGGAAGUCGAGUUGAUAAAUUCCAGCACCAGAGGUUUUGUAGUAUCUUUUGGCUCUUUGAUAGGAUUUUUGCCAUACCGUAAUCUUGCUGCCAAGUGGAAGUUUUUGGCUUUUGAGUCAUGGUUGAGGAGGAAAGGCUUGAACCCAUCAAUGUACAAGCAAAAUUUAGGCAUUAUUGGGAAAACUGAAGUUGUAAAUAAUAGUUCUUUGCCUGAUUCAGAUCCAGAAAUUAAUAAAGAAAUUUCACCAGAUAUGACACUGGAAGAUCUUCUUAGGAUUUAUGACCAAGAUAAAAUCAAAUUCUUAUCAUCAUUCAUUGGCCAGAGAAUCAAAGUUAAUGCUGUAUUGGCUGACAGAAAAUCCAGACAGCUAGUUUUUUCCCUGAGGCAAAAGGAAAAGGAAUAUUUGGUUGAGAAAAAGAGAAAUCUUAUGGCUAGACUCCAAGUUGGGGACGUUGUAAAAUGUUGCAUCAAGAAAAUAACUUACUUUGGAAUUUUUGUUGAGGUUGAAGGAGUUUCUGCGCUGAUUCACCAGACAGAAGUGUCAUGGGAUGCCACUUUGGAUCCUGCAUCAUUUUUCAAAAUUGGUCAGGUUGUUGAGGCAAAAGUUGAUCAACUGGAUUUUUCCCUUGAACGUAUAUUUUUAUCUUUGAAGGAGACUACGCCAGAUCCAUUAAAUGAGGCCUUGGAGAGUGUAGUUGGUGAUCAUAAUUCCUUGGAUGGGAGACUGGAAGCAGCACAAGCAGAUACUGAGUGGGCUGAUGUGGAAUCACUUGUCAAAGAACUGCAAAAAAUUGAGGGGAUCCAAACUGUAUCAAAGGGCCGUUUUUUCAUGAGCCCUGGAUUAGCUCCUACAUUUCAGGUUUAUAUGGCGUCCAUGUUUGAAAAUCAGUACAAGUUACUUGCUCGAGCUGGAAACAAAGUACAAGAGGUGAUGGUUGAGGCAACAUUGGGAAAUGAAGAAAUGAAGGCGGCAAUUCUAAGGUGUACCAACAGAGUGGAAUAACUGCUUCUGUUAACGGCCCUUUUUUUUGUUUGUAAAUUUCUAAUUGCGAAACACUCGAUGCUAUUCCCUCGACUUUCAAUUUCUACAAUCCUCGAAUGUGAAAUUGUGGAAUUGAUUUUUUUUUUUAAAUAAUAAUUUUUUUUUCAGUUA
Molecule: messenger RNA, 2534 nt
Organism: Malania oleifera
Lineage: Eukaryota; Viridiplantae; Streptophyta; Magnoliopsida; Santalales; Ximeniaceae
Exons: 14
Coding region: 135-2384 (749 amino acids)
Molecular function (GO): nucleic acid binding
Source: RefSeq, a predicted model, not a curated record